Messenger RNA from Somion occarium, 3010 nucleotides. NCBI's taxonomy places the organism in Eukaryota, Fungi, Basidiomycota, Agaricomycetes, Polyporales, Cerrenaceae. The record is from the annotation of a GenBank genome assembly.
AGUUUAACUUUGAACAUUGCGUUUCAAGGAAACACGAUCUAGGAGAUUCAAAGUGAGAAAGUAGUAGUUUUUUAAACCCAAUAUCGCUACGUGCUAUUAGGCUAAGUGCUGACAAUUUCCAGGUUAUCGUCGCGGCGAUAUUUCCCGUCAUUAACCUUGAUUGUGUUGACUGUGGAUUGUGCCACUGGCCACAGUGCUGCCGGCCACAUUCGCCAAAAUAAGCGAGACCAUUAACUCCCACACGAUACCUCUGCUAAGGGUGAUAGCCCUUCGAACACUGUCCCCUAUCGACCCUCUACGCCGGUUGCUCAGAUUGAACACAACCACACACUUCUAGACCGCGACCAGGAUCGAGCAGCUGCCCUUGCCAAAGUACAAAGUACUCUCCUCUCCCUCGGGAUUUCAGGCUGGGUAGAAAACAACCACACCCGGGACGAAGUACGCGGACCGCUUAGGAAGGACAUGGAUGAAUCUACUGAACGUAUGCCGCUGAGAUUAUGGGUGUCCGCCGUACUCGGUUGUCCCGUCGAUAGGGUUCAGUCAUGGGUCGAUACUUUCAACAAGGAAAGGCUAUGCGAAGAUGACAUAAUAGGUACAUCCGUGCAAGCAUAUCUACAAGCAGCAAAUAGCGAGCGUGAGGAGGCCCUCUAUCAACCGUUCUGUGCAAUGGCCAACCGGGUUCUUGAGUGGGCACGCGAUCACGUCCCGGGCCUUCCAACCUACCCGAUCCCAGACCUGCUCUUUGUUCGGAACGACCCUGUAGUGGUAGAUAAUGGUCGUGAGGAAGGGGACAACCGCGAUGCUGAUUGCAAACCUGACAUAGUUCUCAUUUCGCAGACCACUUGUAACGACUUGGAGAAUCGUCCGAAGUAUCAACAGGCUCCUCCCCGAAAAAGACACAAGACAACUGGCGUUGACUGGUGCGAUAUAUUUUCCCUUCUGGAACUCAAGCCCUUCCCGACUAGCCGCAGAGCGGCAUACCUGGUCGGCCUUAUUGCUGCAUGGAGUAGCAAGGUCCGUGGGGAAGAACCAUUACCUGCGCCGUCACUCGUAGCUUCAGGUUCACGCCCUCAAAGACCAACUCCAUCAUCUCUCCAAUCACCAGGUGUGCCGUUGCUCUCUGAGCCGGGAACGAACUCAAAUCGUUUGAAACGUAAACCUGAACCUUUCGUAACCGAAGGUGCAAACCAAAGUAGGAAACGUCCGCGCGCAAAACGCAACUAUUUGCCUGAAAUCUACGAGAGCGAUUAUUUCUUGUCCGAGAAAUGUUCAGUCGCUAAAGAAUUUGAAGACCACAUGGCUCGCUACGCUCUGGAGAUGCUUUCUUGCACUCGCGGGACCCGCUUAUUCUUCUUCCAAUGUCUGGUUGUUGGCGAUAUCGUUGAGUUCUGGUAUUGCGAUGCUUCGGGCUUCGUGCGCUCCUACCAAAUAUCCUGGGUACGGGAAUUCGACAAGUUUGCCGCCAUCCUCGUCGCAAUAGCUUGCUGUGACUACGCCCACUUCGGCCUCGACAUUCCCAACUUGUCUCCUCCGGCUCCAGAUCUCAAUCCUUCCAUUCCACCGAUGUCCCUCACUGGAUAUUCCACCACAAUGAGACACCCUACCCUUGAUAUUGACGUCAAGGUCACGCUGGGAUCUGAAGUCUUCACGCAGUACAGCCUAGUCGGCCGCCACACAUGCGUGUAUGAUGUUACGACAGAACCUCCCGUCAGUCCUGACCCUCUUGUCAUCAAGAUGUCCCUGCAGUCUGUCUGUCGUACACCUGAGCAGGAACUGUUGGCUCUCGCUGACGGCUUUCCCGUAUCGGAACAUCUUCCGAAGGCUUUCAUGUGGACUGAUAGAGCAACUGAAUGGCGUCUAGCCCACGGUGUUCGAGGACUGAUGUUUUUGCAGAACGACGAAGACGAGACCUACGAAGAACGCUGCCAGCGUCACAUCGUCUUCAAGAAGUACAAGCCCAUUGAAUCAGUCAUCUCUUCAUCUAACAUGGACCACGUCUUCAACCAGUUACUUGAUUGUCUUCAUGAGUUGCGAUACGAAGUCAAUAUGCUUCACCGUGACAUCAGUCUGAGCAAUCUCAUGUAUGAGAUGCGUGGCACUGUCGUUUGGCUUAUUCUCAACGACUUUGACCUGGCCACACGUCUCGACGAACACGGACGUCCGUUGGGUGCAACUGGGUCUCACCGCAUGGGGACUUUACCUUUUAUGUCCGUGGAUCUCAUCAAACACCCCGAAAUGUUGCAUCUUCUUCGUCAUGACCUCGAAAGUGCCUUCUUUGUUGCCCUAUGGUGCGGCAUAAGGCUUCCAUCCGGCCAGAAAAUAGAUGCUGCAAGAAGAGAUGUUCUUCUAUCCUGGGAGCAACACGGAUUGAACGCUAUUCUGAAAGCCAAAGCACAAAUCUUCGCCAACUCGGACAGCUUUUUCCAGCUCGUACCUGGAGAAAUUCCCAUCAGCCCGGAAUUCUGUCAAUACGAAAUGUGGUUCGACGGUUUUUGGAAGGUGUUUUUUGAUGGGUAUCAGAAACUAGCCGACCAUCACAGGAGACUCGCCGUUAUCCAACGAGACCUUCGAGUGAAAAGGAUAAAUGAAAACCAGGCCGAAGGAUUAAUCAAAGCCGCCAACAGCAAGUUCAACUUCGAGACUUUAAACGACGCAGUCACCUACACUAAGAUCAAGGCUGCUCUGGAGUCAUGCAAGCCAGAUUUGGCGACAUACGUUCCAGGUUUUGUAUCUGAGAUGUGAAAGGCUUUCUAUGCCUUUCGUCAGUUCGCAGUGCUUCAUUUGGUACAUUCACUUGGCAAUUGCAGUUUUGUUGGUUACUCAUUCUCAUGAGACAGAUUACUUGAUUUAUAUUUACCUAUUUACUAGUGUGUAGAUGGAACUACUCGUGAAAUACAGGAGUUCAUGCAGAGCUAUAUUAACUAGGCACAACCAAUAUGCAUUUCUCUGACGUAUUCCCAGACAAAAUUAAGGCCACCUCUGACGAAUCAUAUUCAUAUUAUACUCCCUC